AUGCCGCCCUUGGCCCUACUAGGUGCCGCUGCCGUAUCCGCCCGCGAAGUGCCCGCCACUAUCCGGAGCUUCUACAACUCACUCGGGGCCGCAGGGAGCUGCUGUAACAAGCUAGCGACGGGCUUCUACGCCUCCGACGAUGGCCCGGACACCUUCUCCUACUGCGGCGACCACCUGAGCGACUACAACGUGGUCUAUAUCCAGGGCGUGGGCGGCGCGCUCGCAGAUAUGGACGUCGACUGCGACGGGGCGCAGCGCGCGGGCAGCGACGACGGGCGGUGCAACAGCAGCACCGACACGCAGGGCGAGACGGCGUUCCGGUCGACGGUGGCGGGCUACGGGAGGGGCAUCGCCGACCUCGACCCGUUCGUGCACCCGUACGUCGUGUUCGGUAACGAAGGGUCCAAGCCGGGCUGGAAGACGUUCGAUCCGCGCGCGUACGGCGUCGAGCCGUUGUCGGUCGUGGCGGUGGUCUGCGGUGACCAGUUGCUCUAUGCCAUCUGGGGCGACACCAACGGGGACGACGGCGCCAAGCCAAUGGUAGGCGAGGCAUCGAUCGCCCUGGCGACGGCGUGCUUCGGUUCGUCCAUGAGCGGCAACAAUGGCCACGACGCCACCGACGUGCUGUACCUGGCCUUCGCCGGGUCAGAGGCCGUGCCGGGCGCCGACGGCGCCGCAUGGGACGUGGGCUCGUUUGAGGAGUUCGAGGCGUCCAUCGCCGCGCUGGGAGACAGGCUUGUGCAGCGGGUCGGCGGCCGCGCGGGCGAUUCAGACGAGCCACCCCGCGAAGGCGGGUGGGCAGGCAGGAGCCUUGGCUAA
This is a messenger RNA of Thermothielavioides terrestris NRRL 8126, 819 nucleotides long. RefSeq names its product glycoside hydrolase family 75 protein. The transcript is spliced from 5 exons. The coding region runs from base 1 to 819 and encodes 272 amino acids. The record is from RefSeq and is a predicted model, not a curated record. Gene Ontology annotation, molecular function: chitosanase activity. NCBI's taxonomy places the organism in Eukaryota, Fungi, Ascomycota, Sordariomycetes, Sordariales, Chaetomiaceae.